CCCGGGCUGGGUCCACGGCGGAGGGGAUUCACGGCUGGCGGCAGCAGUGGCGGCACACUGUCCCCGGCAGCGAGAGAGAGGCUGUGUCACCACAGCGCGGCGGAGGAGCAGAGCUUCUGAGAAUGAGAGACAGGACGACCCUCGCUGGUGGCUGUGCUCUUCUGCUCCCCCUAGUGGUGGGGGGUGGGAGCCAUGGCUGCGGCGUGAGGAGGUGUCCCGCAGGCUGCAGGCCGUGUUACAUCACAUGGAAGUUGCAGAAAUGCUGCGAUGUUUGCAGUCCUGCUGCGCUUGAGGGUUACGCGGACCUGUUCGCCCAGCCCUCCCCUGCCGUCCCGCUGCAGUGGACCUACCGCGACGGCCGUCUGGUCAACCUGCCCGUCAGCCUACUGGUGGAGGGCGACAUCAUCGCUCUCAGGCCUGGCGCGGCGGCACCCGCGGAGCUGAGGGGUGUCCAGGAAGCGGAGCAUGUGAUGCUGUCCCGCAACGACGUCUUUAGCCGGCUGUCUGCGCCCCCCUGCCCGCCGGGCAGUAGUAGGCCCCGCCCCCGCAAUCUCCUCAGACCGCAGCUCUUCCGGGUGAUCAGGACGCCGGCCGUGGACAGCAUUCAGCGCUGCCUAGAGCUGGGGCAGAGGCGGCCCGUCACCGUGUUGGACAACGAGCGCUACGCCUCUCCUGCUGGAGAGGGCCGGGGCGCCACUUGUGCUGGUGGCGCUGCUGGUGCUGAACUCAGCUCGGUAUUUUUUCAGUGCCCCAGGUGUGGCACCGUGGCCUGUCACUCUUCUGCAGUUACCGGGGACGAGGACGAAGAGGAGCCAUCAGGUCCAGGAAACCCCCUACUUCCCUUGAAGGACCAUAUCUUCCUGGGCCUGGUGUCCUCGCAGUACCAAGCGCGGCCAGACAUGGUGCGACUCAUCAGCAGCUGCGAGAGAGCCUGCAUCCGCUUUGUCUACUUCUCCAAAGAGGAGGAAGUGAGGAGUAAGGUGUUUGCCGAGAGGAUGGGCCUGGAGACGGGCUGGAACUGCCACAUAUCGCUGCAAUCAGACUGCUUCCCGCAGGACACUGAAAGCCUGGAGGACCCUGGCAGGGAGGAGUGCGGGGAGCAGGGCUGCGGGGACAGCCUCUUGGACGAGGACGUGAGGCAGGUCGACAGAGAGGCAGGACGUGCUCUGGACAGCGAGGGAGCUUGUCUGAUCACGGAUUUGAACAGGGCCAAGCUUCCGAAGGGCAUGCAGAACAUACGUCCCCACCUGGAGAACGUCGAUAACGUCCCCCUACUGGUGCCCCUCUUCACCGACUGCACCCGCCAGACCAUGUGUGAGAUGGUCCAGGUCAUGCAGGAGUAUGGAGAGGUGGUCUGCUGCCUGGGGAGCAGCCAGAACAUUAACAACAACGCUGUGUUCUUGCAGAGCGAUGUGAGCAUAGCCCUGGAGCCCCUCCUGCCCUCCAGCUAUUGGACAGCUGCCGGCCCGCCUGCCACCCAGCUUCCAUGUGGUCAUUUGGCCCACAGCUCCCCAGCACAGCUCUCCAGCGCCCUCUGUGGCCUUCCGUGCACCAUUCACCUGGGCCCACAGGAAAACACCACCAUCAUCCGGCUCAUAAAGCAGUCCCGCCACAUGACAGCAGGGAUCAGGAAGUGCUUUCUGCUCCUCUUACAGUGUCAGCUCUCUCUAGUCCUCCUCCAGAUCCUGGCCUGUGCCUGUCAGCUGCCCCCUCCCCUGAGCACCAGUGAUGUGCUCGCUCUCUCCUGCCUCUACUCUCCUCUUAUCAGCAUUUCUCUGAUCUGCAGACCUACAGACGGGUCCAUCAUGAAGGUUCCCACUGGCAAGAAUGCUCUCUUUUUGCCUAAAAAGACCCAGAGAUUCUUCAUGCUGUACUUCCUGGUGAAGUUUGGCCCCACCGUGAGUGUCUGCCUGACCUGUUUCGGCCUCAUGCUGCAUGGGUUCUGCCUCCGCAUAAACGUCGCCGACCCUUUGCGCUGCCAUCUGGCCGCAGUGCUAACGAACUCCACGGACUCGUUCCCUGACUGGUUUGGGGAGCAGUCUGACGGCCUUACUCUGGCACAGAACAUAACCGCUUUCUUCGUGCUGCUGUACGCCAUGUCUACGUCUGUGAGCCAUGUCCACCACUGUGCCCCCGUAUGGAAAAAGAGUCCCUUCAACAACAGCUACUGGUGUGCAGCUCUCACUGUCGUAUCUGUCAUACAUGUGAGUGCAGCUGUAGGCUUCCAUGUCCUCGGGCGGGAUCUGACCGCUCAUGAGCGACGUCUCGAAGGCCUCAUGGCUUCUGGGUCUACUCUGGCCACUCCCUCUGAUCUGCAUCAGCGAGGGAGCCAAGCUUCGCGAGAUCAGAAUGAGAGUGAGAUAUCAGGAACGACAGAAGCUGCAGUUUGACACCAAGCUUGGAAUGAAUUCUCCCUUCUAGAAAAACACAGAAAAUGGGAAGCACAUCACUGCACUACUGACUACCACCCACUUUGUGUUUUGUGAAGACUGAUAAAGACCAGUAGCUACAGAAAUGUUCUUCCAUCCUCUGUCUACCAGCUUUGCUUUACUAAUAAAUACUAUGAGAAUGUACAGCGAUAUAUAAUAUACACAGAUAUACAAAGCAUGGUACUGAUUCCAAAUGUGAAACUGAGCUGGUAUGUAUUAUAAAAAUGUUCAGCGUUUUAAUUUCGUAGCCGAAUUUUUAUGUUUUAAUAAAAUCUUUGUAACAGAG
Brienomyrus brachyistius is the source of this 2715-nucleotide messenger RNA. RefSeq names its product transmembrane protein 94-like. The transcript has 20 exons. The record is from RefSeq and is a predicted model, not a curated record. Bases 123 to 2390 code for a protein of 755 amino acids. NCBI's taxonomy places the organism in Eukaryota, Metazoa, Chordata, Actinopteri, Osteoglossiformes, Mormyridae.